Lathyrus sativus (Indian pea) is the source of this 2247-nucleotide messenger RNA. NCBI's taxonomy places the organism in Eukaryota, Viridiplantae, Streptophyta, Magnoliopsida, Fabales, Fabaceae. The record is from the annotation of a GenBank genome assembly.
AUGGGGAAGAAAAAGAAGCAAAUAGGGGAAACAAGUGAAGAGAAUGGGAAUCAUAGAACGAUUGAGGAUAAAAGUUCAAAUGUGUAUGAUAAGGAUACUUUUGUGUUUAUAUCCAUGGCUCAAGAGUUGAAGGAAGAAGGCAACAAGAUGUUUCAGAAGAGAGAUCUGCAGGGUGCUAUGGUAAAGUAUGAGAAAGCGCUCAAGUUGCUUCCGAGUAAUCAUAUAGAUGUGUCGUAUGUGCGUAGCAAUAUGGCUGCGUGUUAUAUGCAGAUGGGACUUGGCGAGUACCCUAGGGCAAUUAAUGAAUGCAAUUUGGCUCUUGAGGUUACUCCGAAAUAUAGUAAAGCUUUGUUGAAGAGGGCGAGGUGUUAUGAGGCUUUGAAUAGACUUGAUUUGGCGUUGAGAGAUGUUAGUGCUGUUUUGGUGAUGGAGCCGAAUAAUAUCAUGGCGGUGGAGAUCUCGGAUAAGGUGAAAAGUGCGCUUGAAGAUAGAGGACUAAGAGUAAAUGAUGCGCAAAUUGAGUUGCCUCCAGAUUAUGUUGAACCUUCUUUUGGUGUCUCUUCUAAAAAGGUAGUGAAAGAAAAGAAACACAAGAAGAAGAGCAAAAAAGAGAAGGUGACAGCUUCCAAUGAAAUCGUAGAAAAUCAAUCUGAGGAGAAACUUGAGGUAGUGAAAGAAAAGAAAAACAAGAAGAAGAGCAAAAAAGAGAAGGCGACGGCUUCCAAUGAUCUCGUAGAAGAAAAUCAAGCUGAGGAAAAACUUGAAGAGAAGAAAGAUGAGGACAGCAUUGCAGCACAUGAGACUGACGAGGGUAGUAAAUCUAAAAAGAAGGCAGACAAGGAAAAGAUUGAUAAGCUGAAAGAUGAUGUUAAGGAGCUCAAUGAAGAAAAAAGUAAUGGUAUAAACGAAGCUGUACCUAAGAAAACAGUGAAACUUGUUUUUGGCGAUGAUAUAAGAUGGGCUCAAUUGCCAGCUAAUUGCAGCCUCUUUCAGCUAAGAGAAGUUGUUUGUGACCGGUUCCCAGGCCUAGGAGCAGUUCUUGUCAAAUAUAGGGAUCUAGAAGGUGAUUUGAUCACAAUCACUUGUGAUGAAGAACUGAUGUUGGCUGAAACAGGAUCACAGGGUUCCAUUCGACUGUAUAUAGUAGAAGCUAAUCCUAAUCACGACCCAUUCUACGACAAACUUCACGUGAAGGAUGUUGAAAUUGAUAAUGCUCCUAAGAAUGGCUGUAUGGUAAAAUCAAACAAAAUUAUUAGCCCGUCUUGUGUUGAAGAUUGGAUCAUUCAAUUUGCACAACUGUUCAAGAAUCAUGUUGGAUUUGAAUCUGACAGAUACUUAGAUUUUCAUGAACUUGGGAUGAAGCUCUAUUCAGAGGCUGUGGAGGAGACGGUUACAAGCGAAGAAGCGCAAGGCCUAUUUGACAUGGCAGGAGGUAAAUUCCAAGAGAUGACGGCUCUAGCACUAUUCAAUUGGGGAAAUGUUCACAUGUCCAGGGCAAGGAAGAAAGUGUAUUUAACUGAAGAUUCUUCUAAAGAGCAUAUGUAUGAACAAAUCAAAAGUUCAUAUGAAUGGGUGCAAAAAGAAUAUGCCAAAGCUGGAGAAAAAUUUGAUGCAGCCAUUAAAAUAAAGUCAGAUUUUUAUGAAGGCUUCCUUGCUCUAGGUCAGCAGCGGUUCGAGCAAGCAAAACUUUCCUGGUAUUAUGCACUCAGUAGUAAUGUAGAUUUAGCAACAUGGCCCUCCACAGAGGUUCUUCAUCUUUACAACAGUGCUGAGGAGAAUAUGGAGAAAGGAAUGCUGAUGUGGGAAGAAUCGCAAGAGCAGGAAACGAGUGAAACCUCCAAUAUUGAAUUGAACGGGCUAUUUAGAAAUAUGUCAUCAGAUGAAACUGCUGCACUGGCCGCAAACAUGAGGUCUCAGAUAAAUCUCUUGUGGGGUACGAUGCUAUACGAGCGGUCGAUUGUAGAAUUCAAAUUAGGGCUACCUAUAUGGCAUGAAUCUUUGGAAGUUGCAAUCGAGAAAUUUGAACAUGCAGGAGCUUCUCCAACAGAUACAGCUGUAAUGUUGAAAAACCAUUGCUCAAAUAACACUGCCGUAGAUGGUCUAGGUUUCAAAAUUGAUGAAAUAGUUCAGGCAUGGAAUGAGAUGUAUGAAGCUAAAAAGUUGCAGAAAGGAGUUUCGUCCUUUCGCUUGGAAGCCAUGUUCAGAAGACGAGCGUCAAAAAUUUACCAUGCCUUUGAGCUUGUAUGA